AUCCCUCACUCUCAUACAGAACCCUCGUUCACCCUUGACUGCUGGGACGUCUACCACUCGGCUCAGCGCAGAAAUUCUCAGCAAUCUCUUCCAAAUCAACGCCGCUUCACUCCUCAGUCCAAGUUGCGAUAUCGAAUCUUCGCUCAGAUCUUUCCCGUCAACCCGCUCCGUCAAUCUACAAUUUUCUUUUGGAGAUCUGAUUAUUUGUCACUUCAACUUCACCUCGCCAGUACUGCAUAGUCGUUGAGGCUUCGACUAUCACUCUCUCUUUCGCGCAUCAACACCGGUUCCGCUAGCUCUACACCAGAAGUUGAAAAACAAACCACUCAUACUAAAAUUAAGUGAACCCAUCUGAAAAUGAGUCUCUGUCUUAAUCGCCUUACUGAGGAGAGGAAGCAAUGGCGCAAAGAUCACCCCUUCGGUUUCUAUGCCAAACCUAAUCGAAAUGCACAAGGCGUCUUAGACAUGAAGAACUGGGAGUGUGGCAUCCCUGGUAAAUCGGGUACUUUAUGGGAAGGAGGGUUAUUCAAGCUUCAUCUAAUCUUUCCCGAAGAAUACCCCACCAAGCCUCCAAAAUGCAAAUUCGUUCCACCUUUGUUUCAUCCCAACGUCUACCCCUCCGGCACCGUUUGCCUUUCAAUCUUGAACGAAGAGGAAGCAUGGCGCCCCGCUAUUACAAUCAAAGAAAUCCUUAUAGGUGUACAAGAUUUACUAGAUGAUCCCAACCCCGAGUCACCAGCGCAGGCCGAUGCAUACAAUCUCUUCAAAAAGGAUCGCGCUGCUUACGAGAAGAAAGUCCGCCAGGUUGUCCGCGAGAACCCUGCGCCAUAGAAACAAACCAUCAUUGCAAUAGCGUUGACCAAGGGCAUCCUCUUUUUCACAUUCAGCCUCAUUUCGUUAUUUUCCUCAUGAUAUCAAUCACGUUCAGUACUGGUGUUUGGAGGAGUAUUUUUUGUGAUAUUUCAAUACACUCUUCAAUUUGGCAUUACAUGGGCAUUUCCAGAGGGGACGAGGUGGCGUGCAAAACAUACAUUAGGAGAAUUUUAUGACCAUCCAAUCGGACAUAUGGCUUAUUUCCAAG
Messenger RNA from Talaromyces stipitatus ATCC 10500, 1081 nucleotides. RefSeq names its product SUMO conjugating enzyme (UbcI), putative. Gene Ontology annotation, biological process: protein sumoylation. Gene Ontology annotation, molecular function: SUMO conjugating enzyme activity. Bases 358 to 831 code for a protein of 157 amino acids. The transcript has 4 exons. Gene Ontology annotation, cellular component: nucleus. NCBI's taxonomy places the organism in Eukaryota, Fungi, Ascomycota, Eurotiomycetes, Eurotiales, Trichocomaceae. The record is from RefSeq and is a predicted model, not a curated record.